AUCAUGAUGUAACACAUGCACAAGCAACCUAUAAAGAUCAGCGCUAGCAAGAGCAAAAAAACCAAGAACCCGCCUAGUAUUAAUCCCAUGUGACCCUGAAGGAGUUCAUCUAUCCUCCGAUUACUAUCCUGCGUUUCCCAUCUUUGAAUCUUUUGAAGUCGAGUUAGGCUAGAGCAUGAUCCGUCUUCCUCGUCGCUCGUAUCGUUAGUACCGCACGAAUUUAUGCCGUUACAUUUGUGCCUAUUCGAUAUGCAUCUAAUCCAGAUGUUGGAAGAAUAAAGAAGCAAAUAGACAUGGUUAGACUUGAAGAAUCAGGAUUAUGCUCACAAGAUUCCACAAAUUUUAAUCGAAACCAUUUCCCUAGCAUUUCUUCAAAGAAUGAUGAACUCCUAGAACGGUGCAAUAGCCAUCGGCAAUUAAUAUUAGCCAAAUGGAAUAGAUCUAGCAGUUUCGAAGCUAACUUUGACUCCUUCAAAAAGAUGUUUAUACUCUCACUCGAUCAAACCAUCGAAUACAUGGAUACGCUGGAUAAUACGUACUCUAGAUGCAUAUCUAAAUUGAUCAAAAUGGAGAAAGUGGUCAAAAUGACUUACUCCAAAAAAAUGCAAAACAGGUCUUUCCAGCGGAACAACAAAUCUCGCGACGAGGAUAAUAAAUAUGACGCACCUCACCAGAACGGGAUCGGAAUAGCUCCGAGCAAACUAUCAAAUUAUUUAUCUUCAAAGAAGAUCAAUAUUAAAGGAGCACUUCGAAGCGAAUCCCGCCUGAAGGAAAGAUCCGAACAUGAUUCCUCAUAUCUGUUCGAUGGCAAAAUAAAGGAAAAGCGACAUAAAUUUAGAAAUAUUCCACCGUCUCAUUAUUACGAAUCUCAAUUUAAUAAGAACUUGCCUCGAAAUAAAGAUAAAGAAUAUGGCCAUUCAACCCCAAAACGCAGAAUGUCAAUGGAUUCACAGAGGAAAAUCGUAAAAUCUGACAAGGUUACUUUGCAGGAUCUCGAAUCGACAUUUAAUAACAAUCGUUACACCUUAAAGAAUAAGCUAGAUCAAGAUACAUUUCUCCCUGAUUCGACGCACAAGGCCUUCAAAAAAAGUAACGAAAAUUAUUCUCGCGAUACUCUCGAUUCGUACGAUAAAAUAUCAUCGAAGAUCAACAAUUUAAGCCAACUUUUGGAUGAGUGUAAUGAUUCGGAAUUCGACAAAAUCGGCGAUAUUCGAAAUAACAUUCCCAAAUUUACUAAUGAUCAAAUUUCCCGAAAUUAUACGUUGUACUUCGAUUCUCUGACUAAUCGGCAAAAGGGAAGAGGCCUAAAAUUGCUGAAAGAAGGGGAAGAAGUCGAAACAGAGGACGUACAGGGGAGCGAUUACAAUCUAUUUUCUUUUAAAGAUCGCGGGAGACCUAAACACAAACGCGAUCGAAUUCCAUUUAGGGAUUACGUUAAAAAGGAAAAUCUAGGCAUGAUGACAUCGUCUCGAAUAACGCAACAUUUUAAAACCAAUGGUUACCAAUUGAACAAUAAGGACGAAAACCCUAAAAUCAAAGCUUUAACUAUCUCGACAGCUCCAUCCAUAUCCAUUCCUCCUUCCCAGGUAACGCGGCUAAAAAAUGGUAAGAAAAACGAUGAAAAAAUUCUAUCAGAGGCCAAGGAUAAAUACAAAAUUUAUUCCGAUAUCCCCACGACAAAGCUAGAAUCAAAAGGAAGCUUACACGUGGACGAAAACACGGACAACGACGAUAUACCUUCACUCCCAGGGGAAGAGGUACCUAAAACAGUCAUUGCACAAAGAAACGGGUCUAAAACUGAAAUUAAAUCAGAUCCAUCCUCCUUAUCCAUAUCAAGUUCUUCCAAGUCUACAAUAUUUAAAUCGACUAAAAAAUCUCACGAAGGUAUCUUGAGCCGUAAUUCGUCGAGCAGCAAAUCUACCAUCAGGGAUCCCAAAAAAAGUCAGCUGCUCAACACUCCGAGCAAGAUUCCUACUUACAAAAGGUCUGGCCAUAGUUAUUCAUCAUCACCAUCCAGUAGUAGUGGUGAAAUCAAGUCUCCAACCGUGAAGAAGUCUCCCAAUAAAAAUAUUACUACUUCUCCUCGUCGCAAAAAAUCCUCAAAACAACGCGACUUCGAUUCAAAUUCAAAUUCUACCUCCAAAUCUUCAGACACCUCGACUUUGCCUUCACCUAUUUCGGAAGCGGAACAGCGCGUUAGCAAAAAUGACCCAUCUGUUAGCAUUAAGGCAAAAGAUUCUGAUAUGGAUAUAACUUCCACGCCAAUAUCCAACGAUGUAAAAGUAACAUCGAAGUCAGAAUUCGAAAACGAUUCACUGUCACUCAAAAAAGAAAAAUCCGAGCUUAAUGUUCAAGUUAUUAAUGGAAAUCAUGGCAGUGAUAUUGAUAAAGAGACAUCCAAUCAUUCCAAUACCUACGAAAGUGACACGUCAGUAUAUAAAAGGCGCUCAAAGUUGUUAGUCAAAAAAGAUGAGGUUAUUGAAGAUUUUCAAGGUUUGGACAUAAAUUCCACAAAAAUUAUCACCCCAAAUUCGAAUUCUUCUAGCGAUUCGGAUAAAUCUAAGAUGCUACGAUCAUCGGAUCAUUCAUCAACAAAUACUAGUCAAAAUUCUCAGAGGAAAAUUAGGACGUCCAAGUCAACGCUUCAGAAUGGAGAUAGCGAAAAAACUAGCUUGACGAGUAACGUUAUACAUAAUUCAUACGAUGACGAUAAAUUUGAUUCUUACGAUGAAAAUGAAGAGAUCAAAGACAAUGUUAAUGGUGCGGAAUCCGUUGGGAAAGAUAUGAUAGGUUCAGUGAUAUUAAAUAAAAAUCCGUUUGAGGGCCCUGACAAAUCUAGAACCACCGAACAACAAGAUCUCUGUCCCGAGAAUCUAAUGGAUAAGGAGGUGUACGAAAAUAUCAGAAAGUUAAACCAAUUAGCCGGAAAUCGAAUUGAAGGGGAAGUAGAGAAAGAAAAACGUAUAAUAAAAUUAGCUCCAGAUAAGGACUCUGAUGACGAUAGCGAUUCUACCAUCAGUUCAUCGGCGGGUUCUAAUGAUUCCAUCGAUUAUGAUUUAUCGGCCCAUAUGGAGAAAGAUUUUAGUUCUGGAUCUAACGUAGAUAAAAAUCUUUCUAAAAUUUCUUCGAAUGCCGCAACAAAUUUAAACGAUAAUGGUAAUAAUAAUAGUUUUGGCAAGAUAAACAUGACGCGGAACGGGUUUAUAUCGAGCAUGUUAUCUUCCUUAGAAGAAGUCGAAGAAGAACGCGAUUCGGAUAAUUCGAACAUCUCGCCUAAACACCUCGAUAGUCGUUUCAAAAUCCAAGAUGAUGCAAAAUUGGCAUCCGUUGACAACUUGCAAAUGACGGCAUCUAAUCCAACGCACCACGCGAUAUCUCGACAAAUCCACGCUCUAAAUGAUACGGGGGAAGAUACAGAAAAAUUAAAUAAUCAUGUUACAAAAAUAGAGAAAAAUGAGAACGCGAGACGAAUUCAUAAAAAUCUUGAUCUGGAUUCGGAUUCCGAAAGUGAUUCUUUACCUAUGCGACCCACCAACGAGGAGCGCAAAAAAAUUGAGAAAAAUCUGGAUAACGCGUUGUCUUCGACGGAUUCAUCGCUAUCCCUGAAAUCUGACAAAAAUGUUAAUAUUUGGUCAGGAUCCACAAACAGAACUAUAAAAUUUAAAUAACUAUUAGACAAAACAUAAUUAAUUAAAAUUUACAUUCAUAUGCGCAAAAUCCAUGCCGAAUAAUAAUAAUAAAAAAUAUAUAUUAUAUA
Gordionus sp. m RMFG-2023 is the source of this 3757-nucleotide messenger RNA. RefSeq lists its product as uncharacterized. The record is from RefSeq and is a predicted model, not a curated record. The coding region runs from base 294 to 3668 and encodes 1124 amino acids. Lineage: Eukaryota; Metazoa; Nematomorpha; Gordioida; Chordodea; Parachordodidae. The transcript is spliced from 7 exons.